AUAUUCCUCAUGUUUCGUUUUGCUAGUAGAGUCUUUACGAUACUUCAAGCAAGCUCUUAUCUUGAACGUUCGAGCAAAAAUUAAUCGGAAAAAAGUGCGAUAAAUAAAGAGCUAUAUUGAUACUGGUAGCUUUUAACGUGUUAUAAAGAGGGCAAUCAAGCCUAACUACAACUCAAUCGGCAGAAGUUCAUCGAGCUUCAUCUUCGAGCUCUGACCGCUGUUUUUUUCACUCUUCUUCUUCUACGACGCGUCAUCUGUAAGAGAUCACCGUCCAAUAAGCAACGGCCAGCAAGCAGGAAAAAUGGGAUUCUCUUAGCAUCGAUUGAAUCGUUCGUCGUUUAUUGGAUAAACGCGCAUAUCGAUUCAAAACUUUUCAUCUGCGGUCAGCGUUAUUAAGCGAAUCCGUCAAAAUAACACGCGCGAAGAUUGUCUACAGAAGUGCGACAGCAGUGUUUCAUGACUCGUUCACUACGGUUGUCCAGCCCAGUUAUGUUCUCGAUCAAGUACAGCAAGCAAUUUCUGAGCUAUCGUAUACUCAAGUCCAACCGGUUCAAGUAUAUCUGACGAUACAGACUCGGACUACAUAGAGGGUGCGCGCAAGGUGGUGUGUGUGUAUUGUACCGCGGGCGGCUUGUCGUAUUUACGGUGCUCAGAAAGGCAAGGGAGUGUCUCAACAAGACCUGGAAAGUCUUGUAUAAGUCCAAUGGCUGGAUCGUUUUUUACGGCGCGAGCUUGAGGAAGUACGUCGACGACGACAUAAUCGACCCGGUGCCAUCGAAAAUCGCUAGUGAAGCGAAUAUUUCGAGGGCAACAGGUGAUACGAGCUUGAAUGAAAAAUUGAAUUGAAUUGGUAACGACGUAUGAUUUCAUUACCAAGGAGAUUUUAAUUAGGAAUAGAGGGAAUUAAAAUUUGAAAAAUAAACGUGUGCGCAGGAAGCACAGAAGCAGAAAAAAAAUCCAAUUGAUAGCAAAUCUAUUUCGAAAAUCUUGAGAAAGCUUAUUAAAAUUGGCAAUCAAGAUUACAAGUUUGCCAAACCGGCUUCACAUAUAUGAAAGAGUAGCCGUAGUAACUAAUGAUUUUCUUGUUAAGAUAAUUUUCACGCAGGAUAAUAAGUCACAGGUAUCGAGAGAAUAGUCAUUAGCGGUACAUUGUUGAAUAUACGGGAAAUUGCGGAGUCUCGGAGCGAGUUUAUCUAGAGUAACGACAUUGCUCGAUGCGCUGAUACGUCAGCUCGUGAAAGAUCAUUAGAGCGGCUCGUGAAAGAUCAAAGUAAGCGGGAAGAGCGAGAUUCCUUCGAGAGGCAUAGACACUAAUUUUUCACGGCAGUUACACACACGUACACAUACACAUUCUUAUGUAAAUACACACUCAAUACAAUCGAGCCUACAUAAAACGCGAAUUAAAGGGAAUCGCUAAUUAAAGCGAUCGGAGCGAAAUCUGCAGGUCUUUGGCGAAUCGGAAUAAAAUUGCGGAAUAAAGAAGCAAAAAAAGAAAUGAUUAAAAAGAUGAUCGUUUACGUCCCGGGCAGAAUGCCAACUCACGUUGGUCCCUACGGCGCCGCUCGUUACCCGGGCACCCUGCUAGGAACUGCCCCGGGUUUUUACAGCUCGGUUUCCGGCUACACCACCAGCCCGGGCCCGAGCUAUUACGGGAGCCUCAGCGUCCAGCAUCAACCAGGGCCGCUGGAUCUUCCGAUUUGGCCGCGAAGGAUGCCGGCCGAGGAGGAACUUGGGGCCUCGCCGGCCACAGGGGUGCCACCGGGCACCCUUGGCACCGGUGGACCCCCGAGUCCGGCGCACAGCGACUCGGACGCGUCCAGCUCGAGCUUGGAACUAGGUACCAUCAGGACCGGCGAAAACGCCCAAUUAAAGUGCAGAUGGCAUGACUGUGGCCGAUGGUUCACAUCCCUGGAACAACUUGCAGGGCACGUUGCAAGGUUGCACGCUGCGCCUGGACCGCGGGGUCUGUUUUACUGUGGCUGGGAAGGAUGCGCGAGAGGCGAACGUGGGUUUAACGCGAGGUACAAGAUGCUGGUCCACGUACGCACGCAUACGAACGAGAAGCCUCACCAUUGCUUCCAGUGCGAUAAGAGCUUCAGCAGAGCCGAGAACCUGAAGAUCCACGCACGUUCUCAUACCGGCGAGCGUCCCUACGUCUGUCCCGUCGAGGGUUGCAACAAGGCCUAUUCGAAUUCCUCGGACAGGUUCAAGCAUACCAGGACCCAUGCCGUGGACAAGCCUUACUGCUGCAAGGUACCGGGAUGUUCGAAGAGGUACACCGAUCCGUCGUCUUUGAGAAAACACGUCAAAACUUAUCGUCAUUACGUAAAUAAUAACGACAAAGUUCAAGAGAAGAGUUUCGACGACAGCAACGUUCAGGAGAAAACCAGGUUCGACGUGAAUUCGCCAGAUAAACAGAGCAGCAGCACGUAUUCCGAGUCGGACAAGAAGAAUUCGAGCAUCGAGAGCAGCAUAUCUGGUUCCAGUCCCAAGGCUAGUAACAGCUUCGAAGAACAGAAGAGUUUCGUCGAGUGGAACAACAUGUACAAUCUCCAGGAGCAACGGAAAGAGCAAGAGCAGGUCACUCCGCCGAAGCCGUACGAGCAGGACGUGAAGAUCUAUCCAAGGAUGUACGAUGACAAUUACAUCAUACCGGAUAGAAUCCAAGUGAAUCCCAUGUACGCUUCCGGUAGCACCAUCAUCAAGGACUGUUCCGUGGUGUCGUCACCUCACACAAGUCCCGGUCGAGUAUCCGACCCGAUACCACGCAUCGGGAUGCAAUCGACGCCCAUCAAGACCGAGGAACCCAUGGAGUGCAGCGUCACCAAGACUUCUACGGUUGACUACAGGAACAUUGAGUCAAUCGUCAACAGCACACCCUGCAAAAAGGAAAAUACAAUGAGCUCUGAUCCAGUCAGACACUCGGUGAUCAAGCGGGCGGAGGAUCUGAAGAUGGAGAUAGAGCAGACACCUUUCAAGGAGGAGCUCAAGGACGUCGGCGGUGACUGUUGCUGUCGACACAAGUGCUGCGUACACAGCAACGAUAGCAUGCUACGGAAAACGAAGAUCCUCUCGGAUUUUAUUCUCAAGACGCAGAACCCGGUCUUCCGACACCUGCUGGAUUCGAUGGAGCUGCGAUACGGGUUGGAGAACGUGUGGGGCAACAUUAUGGACACCGCCAACACGUGUGGCCAGGACCUCAGAGUGAAGAACGAGAACGUCACCGAGAUGGAGCAGGAUUUGCCGCUAGACUUGACGAUCAAUAAGUAAUAAAGGAUCGAUUGGCAACAUACCAAAAAGCUCAUAGUCGUCAGUACGAAUUAUCUUCAUUAUAAUGACAGAACACGAAUUAAUUGAAACGUCGUAAAUUUCCCAGACACGAAACGGAUGUCGAUAAUAAAUAAUUAAUCGGAAAGAAACGAGAUUAAUUUAACUCGGAAACGGAAAUUGUUUCGAUCAGACUGCGAAACCAAAUAUAUAAUACUCUUCGUGUUUAAUACUUGUGUUUAAUACUUACAAUUAGCAUUUAGUAUUCUAUAACGAGAGUUGACAAGAUGAAAGCAGUCAAAGAUCGAAUAAGAAUUUGCUCAAGUCUUUUAAGCAACUGUCUAGAAGCGAUUGUAUCAA
Messenger RNA from Camponotus floridanus (Florida carpenter ant), 3627 nucleotides. Its product is annotated as zinc finger protein 271. The coding region runs from base 1495 to 3270 and encodes 591 amino acids. The transcript has 3 exons. Gene Ontology annotation, biological process: regulation of transcription by RNA polymerase II; smoothened signaling pathway. Gene Ontology annotation, molecular function: RNA polymerase II cis-regulatory region sequence-specific DNA binding; DNA-binding transcription factor activity, RNA polymerase II-specific. Lineage: Eukaryota; Metazoa; Arthropoda; Insecta; Hymenoptera; Formicidae. Gene Ontology annotation, cellular component: nucleus. The record is from RefSeq and is a predicted model, not a curated record.